CGCGUCUCGUGGCGUGCGGACGUGUUUUGUGCUGCGAGAGUUUUGAAUCCGUGGAUACGUUUACUUUUAAUUGCAUUCGUGAUUUGAAUUUCAUAUUAAAUUUGUGUGAUGUGAUUUUUUUUAAUGGAUUUUGAUCAGGAUAUAUGUGCUGACUUACCAAAAUGCAAUCGAGAGUAUUUGUAUGAAAAUUAUAAUUCAAGUGCUUACGAAGUGUAAUUAGUGUCAAAGAUGGAAUGUCCUUAAUAUGGUGUAAAUUUUGGAGGAGUGAUAAAGACAUACAAAAUGCCUCUGGUCAUGCAAGUUGUUGUUAUUUGCAUCUCAUGCAUCGCUCUUCAAUUUAUCGGUAUCGUGAAUACACUCAAAUCUCUUCAAAUCCACGUCCCCAAAGCCGUUCUCACAGGUCUAGACGCGGAACUAAUGUGUACAUACGAAUUGGAAGGAGCCCAGCUAUAUUCGAUACGCUGGUAUAGAAAUAUGAUUGAGUUCUACCGAUAUGUACCAAAGGAGUCGCCCGCUACCAAGGUUUUUCCAGUGGCAGAGAUUAAAGUCGACGUAGCAGCGUCAGAUCAAAAUCGUGUUGUACUUACAGAAGUAGACAGAACGUUGACAGGAGAAUACCAAUGUGAAGUAUCAGCUGAUGCACCCUUGUUUCAUACAGACAUAAAGUCAGCUAAAAUGGUUGUAGUUGAACCGCCGCUUUUAAGCCCCAAUGUUACAUCUGAUAGAAUGACAUACAUCGGUGGAGAUCACAUAAGAGCAAACUGUACCUCGCCACCAUCACUACCAGCAGCUAAUAUCACGUGGUACGUCAAUGAACAAAUGGUUCCAAGUUUUACGGCAAACCAUGUGCUGAAUUUUAGCAAUGGAUAUGCAUCAAGUCUGUCCACUUUGGAAUUGGAGGCAGCAGCACUGUCACCCGUGCCUACACUUAUGAUACGCUGUGAAGCAUCUAUAUUCGACGUGUGGAAAGCAACCAGCCACACAAUAGUUUUACGAGAGCGAAGCGCGAACCCAGCUUCCGCUUUGGGCAGGAGUUUUACAGGUGCUGCAACAGAAACUUGUAUACCUACUAUUCUGGUUCUACUGCUUCAAGUAAUCUUGCAAUUCUUAUUAAAUAACUUCACAGAGACUUCAAUAAGAUAGCUGAAUUUUGACUACCAUGUUAUAUGUUUUAAAUGUAGUGAGGCAGGGUUUUAACUAUUGUUCUAGUAAGUUAAGGACAAUACUUUUUGAGUUUCCGUAGUUCAUUUUAUAAGUAAAUUGUUGAACUACCUAUCGUGUAACAUAUACAGUUUUAAAUAUAACAAGUGAUUAAUAUGUUAAAUACAAAAUAUUACAAACAUAUAAUUUUUUAAGCUUAAAUGAAAUAAUUGGGCCUAAAUAUGUAACUUACUCAUUCAUUUAAUAGUGACCUUUAAAUCUUUCUUUGUUUCAAUUGGAUUAGAAAAAGAGCUUAACUGAUUUUAUAAUUCGAUUAUGUAGCAACUAUAAUGAUUAUUAAAAUAGACUGAUUAAUGAAUUGUAAAUUAAUUUACUAUGUACAUAUAUAAUUAAAGUUAAAUUAAUAGUUAGUGUCAAGUAACUUUAUAUUCCUAUUAAAUUUAGCUGGCGUUUUAACUGUAUUUUUAAAUAUAUUGUAAUGUAUCGUUAAGGUUAACAAACAGUGUUGUAAUAAAAUUCUUGUAAGUAUUCUAUAUCUGUCACAAUUAUAUAAAUGAAAUUGCUUGCAAUAUAAUUUAAUUUUAGGAAAAAAAAAAUUACAUGUAUAUAAUGAUUCCUGUUACAUUAUGUUUCGGUAUAUACCUUGUAUUCAUAUACGUGAAAUAUAAUGGUACUAUAUUUAAAUCUAUUUAAAUGAGUAACCCUAUUCGACCUGUAAAAGCUGCUAAGACUCGAGGCUUCUAAGCAACCCUUCAGUGCUCUUAAACUUUAAGAAGCCCUUCACAACAGAGGUUUUAUUCUUUCAUCGGGUCAAGCAGAAAUACUCUCCAGUUAUAAUUCAUCCUUUCUUUUGAUAAUGUAAAAAUAUUCUUUCCUAAAGGUCUUAAACGUUUUCUUUUUAUUGGGCUACGAACGAUUACAUUCUACGUGAAAUGUUGCAAAAAUACUGAUUAGAAUUUUCCCUUGUAUUUAAAAUAAGUUACCUAUAAUGUUUCGGUCAUAAUAAUUAUAAAAUACUCAAAUAAUAACCCCAUUGUUAUAUAUAAUAAACACGUCCAUCGCAUGUUAAAACGUAAUAUUAAUUCAUGUCAAAAUGUCGUUAGUUAUAAAAUGUGAGCAUUCAAUGUUUUUGUAAGUAAUAUGAGGCUGUGUUUUUAAUUAAAAUAUCUACAACUAGAUCGUUUCUCCCCGCGUUGUUUGUCUGUAUCCCCUUGUCGUAAUCUUAUGUAAAUUUGUCUUAACAUCAGUCGAUUUCAUAGAUUGAUAUUGACUUAUAAAUAAAGAAAACAUUCUGUUUUUAAUGUUCUUUAGGUUUUUUUUUUAUAAUUAAAAGAAAAAUAUUUUGCUUGUAUUUUUUUUUUACUUUCAUUACAAUAUUUGUAUAAACUGUAGUUAAUGUUUUUUUUUUUUUAUAUUUUAAAUGGUAUAAUUUUCAUGUACAUAUAAUAAAUAUAGUACUAAGAGAUGUAGCCGAUAAGCAUGAAACAUUGAUUUCAUUUGGACAAAAGUGCCUCGUGACAAUUGCGAUAUUUAUUUAUUAGUAAAAUUGAAUAUUGUGUUGGAAAAAAAUAUUAUAAUUUAAUUAUAAAUAUGUUUUCCUUAUUGUUGAUAAAACAUAGAAAUAGGUUUAAGGAAAUAUACAAAUAAAGAUUCAUGUUUAAACAAAUAUGUAUUAAUAUUAUUGUAAUAAAUAAAUUUUAAACUUAAAUACAAAGUAAAAUUUAUUUUAUCGUUUUCAACACUAUAAAUAGACACACGCUUAUCUUAAUUUAUUCAUUGUACAAGUAUUCUUAACGGAUAAAUUAUUGCGAUAUUGAUAUGAAAAAAGCAAUAUUAAAUUACACGAGAAAGAAGAUUGAUGGCGUAUUUUUUGUGCUAAUUGGGUUAUUAUUCAUUUGCAAAAGAUUCCAAUAGUUAAAAAAAAUUACACUUGUACUGAAAAUUAUACAAAAAACUGUAUCAUUUGAAAAAGUCAAACUACGAAACAUCUAUAA
This is a messenger RNA of Danaus plexippus (monarch butterfly), 3155 nucleotides long. RefSeq lists its product as uncharacterized. The coding region runs from base 283 to 1143 and encodes 286 amino acids. The record is from RefSeq and is a predicted model, not a curated record. The transcript is spliced from 8 exons. NCBI's taxonomy places the organism in Eukaryota, Metazoa, Arthropoda, Insecta, Lepidoptera, Nymphalidae.